AAUAUACUAAAGUUCAAACAGUAACCUCACUUUCCACUAUAUUUUAAAACCAAUAUUUAUAUUAAGGAAUUAGUUGAUUAACUUGGUCGUGAAGUGAUAAUUUACAAUGAACUUUCUAAAACAAUUCAUUUCUAAAGUGCCAGUACGUCCAACACUUGUUUCAAUGGCGAAAACUGUUGUUGAAAAGAAAAGUCUAACAGAUAUUUCCACACUGCUUUCGACUCAAUUUUCCGCUCUUCAAAUUCAAGAAAGAUACGCAUCUUCUUUAUACCAAAUGCACAGGAAAGGACCUCACAAAAAAGAGAGGAAAUCUCGUAAUCCCUUUGAUGGGAAUCCCUUUAUGAAAGGCGUAGUUUUAAAAACUUUGAUAAGAAAGCCAAAGAAACCAAAUUCCGCCAACAGAAAAUGUGUACUGGUUAGGUUAUCAAAUGGUAAAGAAAUGAUAGCUUAUAUACCAGGAAUUGGACACAAUUUACAGGAACACAACAUAGUACUUUGCAGAGUAGGAAGACUACAGGAUUGUCCCGGUGUGAAAAUCAAAUGUGUCCGAGGAAAAUAUGAUUUAUCUCACGUCGUUAUUAAUAGAAAAUAAGUUUUGUUGAAGCCAAUAGUGUAAAUAUAUUUUAAUGUGUUA
Molecule: messenger RNA, 634 nt
Organism: Diabrotica balteata
Lineage: Eukaryota; Metazoa; Arthropoda; Insecta; Coleoptera; Chrysomelidae
Source: the annotation of a GenBank genome assembly